AUGCCGCCUUAUCUAAUGGGCCUAGCUGAUCCCUGGGAUUCCCUUCCACUCUCUGACACCCCUCUAAUUCCAUCUUGUUUUCCAUUGCCCAUAUCAUUACUUUCUCUCCUUCCAAGCAACACUUCCGAGUUACAAGGUGGUAAUUGUAGCUUGUCGCCUUUCUGCUACACUGCCUGUGAAAUUCCCGAGGAAAUUGGUAAUCUUCUUAUUUUAGAGAUACUAUAUUUGGCAGAUACGGGCCUUACUGGUCGGAUUCCAGCGUCCAUCUUCAACAUUUCUUCUCUGACCGCUAUUGAUCUACAUAAUAAUAGUUUAUCAGGUAACUUGCCACCCAUGGCUGGGCUUCAAAAACUUGGAAAGCUCGUUCUAUGGGGAAAUAAUCUUAGCGGAAACAUUCUCAACUCCAUCUCUAAUGCUUCCAUGCUCAUGAUCCUUGACGUAUCAGAUAACUCCUUCUCUGGCCUUAUUCCAAAUACUCUUGGCAACUUAAGACAUCUUGAGUGGUUUCAAAUUAGGGGUAAUCAUUUUAUCACAGAACCUGCCACUCACGAGUGGAGCUUUCUCUCUUCUUUGGCAAAUUGCAAGAAUUUGAGAUUUCUAUAUGUUUCACUAAAUCCAUUGAAUGGGAUUCUUCCAACUUACAUUGGGAAUCUUUCAACAACUCUUCAAGAACUUUUAGCUUCUGAUUGUGAGCUUCAAGGUAAUAUUCCACUGGAAGUCGCUAACUUAAGCAACAUGUUUCUCUUAGACCUUAGCAAUAAUAAAAUAAGUGGAUCUAUUCCAGCGACAAUAGGAGGACUACGAAAUGUCCAAAGUUUGACCCUUCAGACUAACGAGUUACAAGGGCCCAUCCCUGAAAAAAUCUGUGGUUUGGAGAGAUUAUAUACACUGAGCUUAUCUUUUAAUAAGCUCAGUGGACCUAUGCCUGCCUGUUUGGGUAAUUUGACUUCUUUAAGAAAUCUUUACUUGGGAUCCAACAAAUUGAGUUAUGCAAUACCCUCAACCUUGUGGAGCCUUAAAGAUAUCUUAAAAAUAGAUUUGUCCUCAAACUACUUUAGCGGCUCACAUCCACUUGACAUCGGACAUUUAAGGGCACUAAUGUGUUUGAAUUUGUCAAAGAAUCUACUAAUGAGUGAUAUGGUGUCUACAAUUGGGGGCCCUGAAACAUUGGUUUCUUUAGAUUUAUCUAAUAACAAGUUUCAUGGUCAUAUUCCUGAGUCAUUUGGUGGCUUGAUUAGUUUGGAAUUCUUGGAUUUAUGCAAUAACAAUCUCUCUGGAGUUAUUCCCAAAUCAUUGGAAAAGCUUUCGAAUCUAAAAUAUUUUAAUGUUUCCUACAAUAGAUUGGAAGGAGAAAUCCCCACUGGACGAUGUUUUCAAAACUUUUCCUAUGGAUCAUUCAUGAAAAAUUAUGCACUUUGUGGUCCAUCUAGAUUGCUAGUCCCACCUUGCAAGAGUAGCAUCCACAGAAAUUCCAAGUUGACCAUAUUGCGUGUUUUAAGGUAUGGUUUACCAUCAAUUGCUACUAUUGUAGUAACAAUAAUUUUUACUAUUAUAUACAGAAAACGCCAAAGUAGGAGUAUAACUCUACCUGUUAAGGAAGAUUUGUUAUCUUUGAAAACAUGGAGAAGAAUUUCAUAUGCUGAACUUUCACAAGCAACAGAUGGAUUUGGAGAAUGCAACUUUCUUGGUUCAGGGAGUUUUGGAUCUGUAUAUAAAGGGAGGCUUUCAGAUGGGAUGAAUGUUGCAAUAAAAGUUUUCAAUUUGCAGAUAGAGGGAGCAUUUAGGAGUUUCGACACUGAAUGUGAAGCUAUGCGUAAUAUAGUCCAUCGCAAUCUUGUCAAGGUCAUUACUUGCUGCUCCAAUGUGGACUUCAAGGCCUUGGUGCUUGAUUUCAUGCCUAAUGGAAGUCUUGAAAAAUGGUUACAUUCUGAACAUUAUUUUCUUGAUAUCUUACAAAGGAUCAAUAUAAUGAUAGAUGUUGCAUCAGCUCUAGAAUACCUUCAUGCUGGACAACCAACUCCUAUAAUCCAUUGUGACCUAAAGCCAAGUAAUAUUCUACUAGAUGAAGACAUGGUUGCGCAUUUGGGAGAUUUUGGCAUUGCCAAGCUAUUAGAAGAAGAUGAUUUCAUGAGACAAACCAUGACACUUGCAACUAUUGGAUAUAUGGCACCAGAUGCCACUUUAUUAAGAAGAGAGGAUGAAUAUUUCAUUAUUAAAGCAAAUUGUAUAUCAUCCAUCAUGGAGUUAGCUUUGAAAUGUUCAGCUGAGUUACCUGAGGAUAGAAACAAUAUGGCAGAUGUUGUGGCUAUGCUCAAGAAAAUCAAACAUAAGUUUCUAAUCAGCAUUGAGCAAGUUUAAUACGGUAUGAAAUGUGUUAGCUUGUCAUUAUUAAUUCAUUCUUCAUUUUCUAUUCAAUUCAGCGAUGAUUUGGCACGUUUUGUUGUUAGAUUUAGACAAAUAUUAUCUCUUCAAUCCUGUGCUAUAAACCCAAGUAC
Molecule: messenger RNA, 2495 nt
Organism: Durio zibethinus
Lineage: Eukaryota; Viridiplantae; Streptophyta; Magnoliopsida; Malvales; Malvaceae
Source: RefSeq, a predicted model, not a curated record